GAAGGUGUGUUCCGGCUCUCCAACGAGGACUACUUCAUUGAGCCCCUGGACACUGCCCCAGCCCGGCCCAGCCCAGCCACGCCCAGCCCAUGUGGUGUACAAGCAUCAGGCCCCAGAGAGGCUGGCACACCUAUGGCACCUGACUCUGCCAGCCAUUCUCCCCCCAGUGCCCAGGCCAGAAUAACUAACCUCUAUUACUGGGACCUGGAGUGUGGUACCCAGUGCCUCCUCUGCAGAGCAGCAGUAGUGCUGGCCAGUCCAGCUCUGGUACUGCAUUUGCUGGAGCACAUAUCCACAGAGGUGGCUGGCCUGUUUCAUGACCCCAGCAUUGGGAACCGCAUCCACAUCACCACUGUGCGCCUGGUCCUUCUGGAAGAUGAAGAGGAGGACCUAAAGACCACACACCAUGCAGACAACACCCUGAAGAGCUUCUGCAAGUGGCAGAAAAGCAUCAACAUGAAGGGGGACGCCCACCCCCUGCACCAUGACACCGCCAUCCUGCUCACCAGGAAGGACCUGUGUGCAGCCAUGAACCGGCCCUGUGAGACCCUGGGCCUGUCCCACGUGGUGGGCAUGUGCCUGCCGCACCGCAGCUGCAGCAUCAACGAGGACACAGGCCUGCCGCUGGCCUUCACUGUAGCCCACAAGCUUGGGCACAGUUUGGCAAUUCAGCGUGACAGAAGCGGCAAUGACUGUGAGCCCGUUAGGAAACGGCCUUUCAUCAUGUCUCCACAGCUCCUGUAUGACGCGGCUCCCCUUACCUGGUCCCGCUGCAGCCGCCAGUACACCUUGAGGACACUUGACCGUGGGUGGGGCCUGUGCCUGGAUGACCCUCCUGCCAAGGACAUCAUUGACUUCCCCUCGGUGCCGCCUGGCGUCCUCUAUGAUGUGAGCCACCAGUGCCGCCUCCAGUAUGGGGCCUACUCUGCCUUCUGCGAGGACAUGGAUGUGAGUGGGGCCGGUGUGGGUGGGGGGGUGUGGGGACCCAGCAGGAGGGCUCAGGGGACAGUUCUCACCAGCCCAUGGAUGCCAGCCUGGGAGUAACCUCACCUGGCCUGGGCUGCGCCCCCGAGUGAUACUGUGAGACGUCAAGUGGCCUGUGGGAGAGGCCAGGGAUGGGCGGCCACAGUCCCCGCUCUGAUUUCUGGGUCAACCAUGGACCAACUGUGA
Piliocolobus tephrosceles (Ugandan red Colobus) is the source of this 1170-nucleotide messenger RNA. RefSeq names its product A disintegrin and metalloproteinase with thrombospondin motifs 7-like. The annotation marks the transcript as partial. The transcript is spliced from 10 exons. The record is from RefSeq and is a predicted model, not a curated record. Gene Ontology annotation, cellular component: extracellular matrix. Gene Ontology annotation, biological process: proteolysis; extracellular matrix organization. Lineage: Eukaryota; Metazoa; Chordata; Mammalia; Primates; Cercopithecidae. Gene Ontology annotation, molecular function: metalloendopeptidase activity.